Molecule: messenger RNA, 5613 nt
Organism: Pangasianodon hypophthalmus (striped catfish)
Lineage: Eukaryota; Metazoa; Chordata; Actinopteri; Siluriformes; Pangasiidae
Gene: gpc5a
Product: glypican 5a
Exons: 9
Coding region: 1889-3577 (562 amino acids)
Biological process (GO): regulation of protein localization to membrane; cell migration; positive regulation of canonical Wnt signaling pathway
Cellular component (GO): plasma membrane; cell surface; extracellular region
Source: RefSeq, a predicted model, not a curated record
AGAAGUCAAUCACACCUUUUACUAUAUUUUUCUCUCUCUUCAUUUUCUUUAUUCUUUCUUUCUCCACCCUUCCUCCCUUCUCCCUAUUUUUCUUCUUUCUUUUUCUGGCCAUCCUUUCUCUUUCCUUGUACUUCCAUAGUUCCUUCCUUCCUUUUUUUAAUUUGUCCCUUUCUUUCCUUCCUUCCUUGUGUUUUCAUCUUUUACUUCCUUCCUGUCACUGGUCCUUCUUUUCUUUCUACCUUUCUCAUACUUCUGUACUUCCUUUUUUUUCUUUGUCCUUUUCUUUCUUUCGUUCCUUCCUUCCUUCUUUACUCAGACUUCUGUACAUCUUUCCUUACUUCCUCCCUUCCUUCCUCUUUCUGUCCUUCCCCCACCUCCUUUCCUGUCCUUUCUCUUUCCAUCUUUUCCUGUCUUUCCUCCUUCCUCUUUUUGCCCUUUAAUUCCUUUUUUCCCUUCUCUCCCUUUCUCUCCUUUCUUACUCUCUGCUUUCUUUGUUCCUUUCUUUCUCAUUUCAUCCUUCCUUCCUUACCUUUCUGCCCCUCUUUAUUCCUCUUUCCUUUCUUCCACCUUUCUCUUCCUGGCCUUUUCUUUCCUUCCUUACUUCUGUUUUUUUUCCCCACCUUUUCCUCCUUUCCUAUCUCUGGUCCUUCCUUUCCUUCCUUACUCAUACCUAUUUCUGUACAUCUUUCCUUGCUUCCUUUCACUUUGUCCUUUCAUUCCUCUUUCAGUCCUCCCCCCACUUUCCUUCCUUCCUCUUAUUGCCCUUUAAUUCAUUUUUUCCCUUCUCUCCCUUUCUCUCCUUUCUUACUCUGUCUGUUUUCUCUGUUCCUUUCUUUCUCUUUCCAUCCUUUCUUCCUUUAACUUUCCUCUUUCCUUUCUUCCAACUUUCUCUUCCUGGCCUUUUCCUUCCUUCCUAUCUCUGGUCCUUCCUUUCUUCCUACCUUCCUCUACUUACUUCUGUACUUCUUUCCUUUUUUCUUUCUGUCCUUUUAUUCCUUUGCCCUUCCUUCCUCUUUCUGUUCUCCCCCCACCUCCUUUCCUGUCUUCCCUCCUUCCUCUUCUUUUUCCUUUAAUUCCUUUUUUCCCUUCAGUCCAUUUCUCAUUUCUUACUCUCUUUGUUUUCUUUGUCGCUUUCUUUCUCUUUCCAUCCUUCCUUCUUUACCUUUCUGCCCCUCCUUAUUCCUCUUUCCUUUCUUCCACCUUUUCUCUUCCUGGCCUUUUCUUCCUCUCCCGGGUUCGCUUGCGUUUCUGUUUUCUGUCCACUAGGUGCCGCUGUGGCCUUCAGGAAGUUAAACAUUGGGAAGGAAGGAUUUGACAUUUUGCUUGAAUUACUCUUGAUUUAAGAAGCAGCUGAUUAAAGCUCAUUACAGCACUGCAGAUUAGAGUGCGGCUCUGAGGGAACUUUCCAGGAUCAGUGACGGAUGAAAAUGUAGCUUCAGGAAAGAGCAGUGUGUUCAGAAAAGCUCUGGAGUGUGUGUGCUGGAGUGUUCAGAUGGCCCUGAGCCAUACUGUCUUGUGUUUGUUUAGAUUUCACUGUGGACUAGUAUGUGUGUGUGUGUGUGUGUGUGUGUGUGUGUGUGUGUGUGUGUGUGUGUGUGUGUGUAUGUAUAUGAGUGUGUGAAAUGAUGUCAGUGUGAGAAGGAGGAGCUGGAGGAGGCGGAGACAAUUCCAGGACACCGCCCAUGUUGCUUUGACAGCUCCAGUAAAGCUGUGUGUUUGUGUGUGUGUGUGUGUACGCGUGUGUGUACUGGUUGUUACUGCGCCGUGUGAGACUUAAUGCAUAUCAUCUGAGUAUUUGCAGCAUCACCUGUGAGUGGAUCAAGGUUCCCUCCACACCUGGAGUUUCUCUGAACAGAGUCAUUACUGCAGCUAGAUUGUUGUAGUUAAAAUGGACAGCUGGUGGUGGUUGGUGUGUUUGUGCUUUGCUGCUCUCACUGACAGAACGCAACAAAACACGAUGAGCUGCGAUAGCGUGCGCAAUCUUCUGCAGCUGCAGCAGAUCGACACAACAACUGGUGUACUGGACACACCUGAGAAAGAAUCGGAUCUUCAAGUGUGUCUUAGCCGCAGUGUGACCUGCUGCACGAGGAAGGUGGAGGAGCAGUACCAAACAGCAGUGCAUCAGGACAUCCAGAACCUUUUGCAGACCUUCAGCUACAACCUGAAGCUCCUCAUCACACAAAAUAUUGCUGCCUUACAAGACAUGGUGGACUUGGUGGUGCGUGAAGUGCAGAACAACACCUUUUCCCUCUUGAAAGUUUUGUACGGUGACCUCGCCUCACGUGCUUCCUCUCCGCUGGCUGAACUCUUUACUGAUGUUGGUCUCUUUGUGCUGGGGGCGGAGCUUAACCUGGAAGAAGCAGCACAACGUUUUUUCCAAGCACUUUUCCCACUGGUGUAUGACCAACUUGAGAAGCCAGGCAUGGCACGUUUAGAUCCCGUCUACCAAGAGUGUUUGCGGUCAGUCGGGCACCGCACAGCAGCGUAUGGUAAUGCCCCAAAACGCCUCGCGUUGCUGGUGGCACGUGGCUCGCGGGAAGAACGCAUUUUUCUGCAGUCGAUGCACCUUGCCGUUGAGGUCAUCAACACCACAGACCACGCUCAGCCAAGCCGUGAGUGCCGUCGUGCGUUAAUGCGAAUGCGCUACUGCCCACUGUGCCAAGCCCUGACAGACAGCAAGCCAUGCAUGGGCUACUGCCUGAACGUGCUGCGUGGCUGCCUGGCCAGUCUCGCCGAGGUCGACACCCACUGGCAGGAAUUUGUACGCUCGCUGGAAGCGCUCGCGGCACGCAUGCAUGAUGGGAACGAGCUCGAGCAUGUACUCGCCUCAGUUCCCCCUCUCAUCAUCGAGGCUGUGGCUUACACAAGCAGGAAUGCUGCCCAACUCACCUCACAGGUUCGAGGUGUGUGUGGAGAACCUGUACGCUCUGGUCCUGUCCAGCAGGGAGGUGCUAGUGACGCACUAUACCUCCAAACCCCUGAAAGAAGCACAGAGGACACACUGAGUCACAGGAGACGGGAAUUCCUCAGUUCUUUGCGGCACUAUCGGGCAUUUUACGGAGGUUUGGCUGAUCAGAUGUGUGUUCGAGAGCUAGCGUCAACUGACGGCCCCACCUGCUGGAACGGAAAUGACGUGGUCAAGAGUUACACAAAGCGAGUGGUGGGCAGUGGGAUACGAGCCCAGGGACAAAACCCAGAAGUACGGGUGAAGGACGCUGAUCCGGGCAUCAACCAGGUGAUCGACAAGCUGAAGUAUAUCAACCAGCUCCUGCAGGGACGCUUUAUCCCUAAAUUGGGCACUCUGGACCAGAUCGAGAUGGGCAGCGGCGAGAUGGGCAUUUCGAUUAGUGGACAAUGUGAUGAUGAGGAUGGCUGCUGGGGGUCUGGAGAUGGAGCUGGAGAAACUCGGAUCAUUAAACCAACUGAAUUGACUGAAGAGAAGCCUGGUGAAAACCUACACCCUGGCCCACACACACAGGAUGCUGGAUGCACACUUGAGGUUUCCGGCUGCAAGAACACACACAGUGCCUUGUGGGUUCUGAGUGCAGUAUACACACUGCUAACGUUAUGGAGGUAACACCAGAACACACUCCGGCACACUCCUGAACCUGGACGCAGUAAAGACUCUGUACCAAGACACCUUUUCUUCUCUCGCCUGUUUUUUUUUUCUUUUUUCUUUUCUGAUGUGGCACAUUUUCACUGCCGACUCUGACACUUGCUCCAUAACACUACUCCUUUGUGUUAGGGGCCCUCUGGAGUCAACGAGGGUGAAAAAAAGAACCCUGAGAUGUUCCUGACAUUCCCUUACAGACGGGGGCAGAUUUAAACUGUGUAGGUGAUGAUUAAGGGGGCGGGGCUAUGCUCCUGAGGGAGGAUGAUUGACAGCUGGAGGGCGCAUGACUGACCUGCAGCUUCUGACAGAGGUUUAACGGAGAGGGAAAAAAAAAAGGAAAACGGAGGAGGAAAUAGAGGGAGAAACAUAGAAAGAGAGAAUUCUGGAACACAGAGUUAACCUGGUGUAAUCUGAUUACUGAUGACUUUUAAUAUCUGAAUAUUCAUUACUUUUAAAAUUAAUAUUCGUAAGAAACUGUCAGCCUAGUCAGCGUGGAGGAUUUAAAUUUAGAUUUAAAUUUAUGCACACACUUUAGUCUUCACAGACGGACAGUGAGACGGACAGACAGAUGAAUACAGGAUGUAUUGUACUAGAUAGACAGACAGACAGAGACAGAUAGACAUAUGGCCUAACAAACAUAGACAAAAUACAGUGUACAUAAGUCUACACACCCCUGUUGAAAUUGCAGGUUUUUGUGAAAUAAACAAAUAAUGCCAAAAUAAAUCCACCUUUAAUGUGAAAAACAAACAGAAAUAUUUUAUAAGGGAAAAAAAUAAUACUUAAAUAACCUGGUUGCAUAAGUGCUUUGUUAAAGCACCUUUUCCUUGUAAUACAGCACUCAGACUUUUGGGGUAAGAGUCUACCAACGUAGCACAUCUUGAUUUGGCAAUUUUAUUCCACUCUUCCUUACAGAAUUGCUCCAGAUCUAUCAAAUUGUCAGGGGAUCUCCUGCUCAAGUCACUCCACAGCUGUUCAAUAAGAUUUAGAUCUGGGCUCUGGCUGGCCCAUUCUGAAACGUUCAUCAUCUUCUGAAGCCAUUCCUUGGCUUGGAUUUGUGCUUUGGCUUGUUGUCAAGCUGGAAGGUGAAAUUUUUCAUCAUCAUCAUUCUUUACCCAGUCCCAGCUGAAGAGAAGCAGCCCCAUAGCAUGAUGCUGCCACCACCAUGCUUCACCAUGGCUACGGUGUUCUUUUGGUGAUAAGUAUAUCUUUUAGAAUUAUGCCCAACAGGUUCCACCUUGGUCUCUUCAGACCAUAACACAUUUGCCACAUGGUUUGGAGUGAUUUGGGUAGGAUAUUUUAUUCAUGAGAGCAACCCUACGCCAUAGUCUAGACAUGUAAUGAAUGAGAGAUUGUUGGCACAGGUAUGGAGUGACCAGUACUUGCCAGAUUUUCCUGCAGCUCCUUUAAUUUUUGCUGUAGGUCUCUUGUCAGCUUCCAUGAUAAGUUUUCUUUUUGUCCUUUCGUCAAAUCAGGAGAGACAGAUUCCUGUUCUUGGUAAUGUCACUAUGGUGCACCAUUUUCUCCACUUCUUGAUGACAACCUUCACAGUGUUCCAUGGAACAUAUAACGCAGUGGAAAUGUUUUUUUUUUUUUUUUUUUUUUGCCCCUCUCCUGAUCCAUAACUUUUGACAGUGAGAUUCUGUACAUGCUUUGUAAGCUCUUUGUGGACCAUAUCAAGACAAUCCUGCAGAAACAGCUGAUCUUUAUUUGGGAUUAAUCUGAAUCACUUCAUUGGUGAUAGGUGUAUGAUAAUUACUAUUGAACAUGAGUUGGAAUAUGAUUUGUUAAUUCUAAGCUCAGUCACAUGGCCCAUAAUAAAAGCGAGUGUGUGUGUGUGCACACUUAUGCAACCAGGUUAUAUAUAUAUAUAUGAACACUGUAUAUGUUUAAUGACCCAAGGAGUGAAGUGAUAUAAAAAUGCUAUAAAAAUAUUCAUGUAAACAUUUUAAAGUUUUGUUUUCAGUGCCAACUAACCCCUUUAAUAUAUAUAUAUAUAUAUA